Micropterus dolomieu (smallmouth bass) is the source of this 2174-nucleotide messenger RNA. RefSeq names its product B-cell receptor CD22-like. The record is from RefSeq and is a predicted model, not a curated record. The coding region runs from base 54 to 1142 and encodes 362 amino acids. Lineage: Eukaryota; Metazoa; Chordata; Actinopteri; Centrarchiformes; Centrarchidae. The transcript is spliced from 7 exons.
UUCAGUUUGUUCAUUUCACGUCGUUGCCGGUCCGGUCUGAAAGAUCGAAUCAAAUGCCCAAAUCGCAAAUCCAUCUCAAAGUGUUUUGCGUUGAUGUGGAGAAUAUGAUCCCGAUGCUGGUGUUUCUGAUUUUGAAGCCAGGAACUGUGAGGUUGUGGUCAGUGACUUUUGAAAACCCAAAUCCUUGUGCUUUAAAGGGAUCAUUGGUGGAGUUCAGGUGUUCAUACAACUACACAGACGGGGAAACUGUUAGAAAGACUGCAUGGUACAAAGGUGCAUUAAAAAAUGGCAUCUGGGUACGUGUUGCGCUCUCGGACCUUCCUUCAUAUCAAAAUCGUUCUGAAUAUCUUGGUGACCUGCAGCACAACUGUAGCCUGGCAAUUCAUGACCUGCAGGAUAAUGACACCGGACAUUACUACUUUAGUUUUGACACAGAUAUGUAUGGACGGCGUAGUAAAAGAUCAGUGUACCUAUCUGUCACAGGGCUGAGUGCCAGAGUUUACCCUGACAGUGUGAGAGCAGGAGACACUGUGAGUCUUGAAUGUAGAAAAUCCUGCCAACUUCCCAGCGUGGUUUGGUUCAAAGAUGGACGUCUAGUAGCCCAACCACAUUUCCAGGCUCAGGCAAAGCAUUCUGGGAAUUACUUAUGUGUUGUCGAAGGACAUGAGUCAGUGCUGUCGGACCCUGUUGCUCUAGAUGUUCAGUAUCCCCCGUUGAAUGUGUCUGUUGAGGUGAGCCGUCCUGGCAGCCUGACAGUGGACAGCAGUGUGAAUCUGACCUGCAGCAGUGCUGCUAACCCUGCAGCAGACAACUACACCUGGUACAGGGGCACUGUUUCCAGCUCCAGCUCCAUGUUCCAGGUGGGCUCAGGACAGGUGCUGUCUCUCCCGUCUGUGGCAUCCAACACUGGACUCUACCUCUGCCAGGCCAGGAACCGACUGGGGGAAAGUAACUCAACUGAGGUGCUGGUGACAGUUGACAAAACAGACAUAAACCGUUUGAUCCUCCUUGUUGGUGUUGGAGUCAAAGUCGUUAUUGUGCUGUUGCUUACACUGGUUAUUGUCUGGGCUUGGAGACAGAGACGUAAGUCUGCUGUGGGAAAACAGGAGAACGACCGUGAUUAUGAAAACGUCACUGCCUAAAUGGGUAAAAAAAAAAGGCAGAAGGAAAAGUCUAUUCAAAGAGAGACAAGAGUGAUGACAUUUCAUCACACUGGAGACAUGACUGAGCACAAGAAUCCCUGUGAUUUGUCAACUGAGCUCAACAACAACAACAAAAAAAACUAUUUGUAGCAACAGCUCUCAUUCAUUCCUGACUCCCAUAUGUAUAAAAGCUCAGUCCUCCUCUUGAGUCUCUGUAACACUGAUGACGGGUUAUGAACUGUAACAUAUUCAGGAAGACAUCACUGAUGUUUAUUUCAUCAAUGAAAUACCCACAACCUUACAAAUUGUACUAAGUUCUCCUGUUUUAUAGAAAAUAUAGACUUUCUUGUCAUGAUUGCAGUAUUAUUAUUAGUAAUUCUGCUGAGUGAAUAUGCUUUAUGUAUGUAUUCAUUAUGACAGUGGAGGGGGACCAUUCACUUUUCAUUCUUGUUUUAUCCUAUUGUUAUAUUUACGCCCAUUUUGAACAGUGUGAUAGGUGCGGAACAUUUUUCAAUUAUGAAUGGUUCACUACUGGUACAGUGGACUGUAUCCAGGUUUACUGUGUGUCAAACUUAUGGUCUAUGGGUCAAACUAGGAAAUGCUUCCUCCUUGAGUUAAAAAAUACUCAUGCACAUUAUGUUCUGCUGAACUUGUAAAUGCUUUGUUACGUUCAGUCAACCAAUAUAUACGAAUUAUUUACACUAUUAACCCCAUCCAUUGACUUUUUAAGGUUUAAUCUUUACAUUUUAUAAUAUUCAGUGUUUGUAAUUGCAACAGAAACAACAUACCACAGUAUUGCAUUUAUUGGGUCAACGAAUUUUAAUGUUUUCUUUUGUUUCACGUUGUAAACUGUUCAACAUCCUGUAAAAACGUUUCAUACCUGCUGAAUUUAUAAAAACUAGCAUUUCAAACAUGGAAAAAUGCUGGCUGCUGUAUUAACUGUAUAUAUCAUGUUUUUGUAAGGCAUAUUGGCAGUAUUUUAUGUCAGCAACAUGUUUUGCUAUGCAAUAAACUCUGUUGUUUCCAAGGCAA